Messenger RNA from Umbelopsis ramanniana AG, 829 nucleotides. RefSeq lists its product as uncharacterized. Gene Ontology annotation, molecular function: enzyme regulator activity; calcium ion binding. The record is from RefSeq and is a predicted model, not a curated record. The coding region runs from base 339 to 803 and encodes 154 amino acids. The transcript has 5 exons. Lineage: Eukaryota; Fungi; Mucoromycota; Umbelopsidomycetes; Umbelopsidales; Umbelopsidaceae.
CACUACGCAGCUAGUGUGGAGGAAGCCGUUUUGUGGUCGGUUGAUUUCAGCCAAAAAGCGGGACUUGGCCAGAAGACGCAAGUGCUAUCUACCGGCAGCUUGAUCAUGGUUGGCAAUACGCUGACGGUGAUGGAUAUCCCACCUCAAUAAUAGAACGAAAUAUUGAGUGGGUGGGGGGUGUCCGGGUACACACAGUCUUAAAAAAAAUAAUAGCCCAAUGAUCAUGCGAGGGAAAUUUCCUAUAAAUCCUCCCUUUAAAUUUCACACACAACUCAUAACCCCCUCUUUUCUCUCUUUAUAACAAGUUUUUUCUUAUUGUUCCAUUCUGAAUUAUUACCAUGGUGGACCACGCUUUUAAUGAAGUUGAACUCAAGGAACUGAAAGAAUCCUUUGGACUCUUUGACCAGGGUCAAGGUAUCACUGCCGAAACCCUUGGUGAAAUUUACAAGCGCAUUGGAUUCAACGUUUCUGAAAGCGAGAUUGCCGAACAGAUCCGUCUAGCUGACAGACACCACAGCGGCCGCGUCAACUUUGACGACUUUUUGGCCGUCAUGGACAAGCAACACCAACACAAUCCUGAAGAAGGUUUGUUGGAAGUCUUCAAGAUCUUUGAUAAGGACAAUGAUGGUCUUGUGUCUGGAGAAGAUCUGAAGGAAGGCAUGACCAAAUUCAAUGAAAAGUUCACUGAACAUGAAAUAUCCGAAAUGGUCCGUGAAGCUGACGUCGACGGUGAUGGUUUGAUUAACUAUGAAGAAUUCGUCAAGAUGAUGGUACGUAAUUUUCAUAUUGCCCUUAGAUCAUAGUGCCUGCCUGCCCUCGUAUGCCCGUC